CAAUCCAAAAUGCAUUUCACUCAGUCUCUCUUUAUCUUUGGAUUGGCCACGAGCGCCAUUGCCGCCCCCGUCGCAACAGAGGAGAAGCGUCAGGUCUUGAACGACCUUUCUCCCGAUGCCGUCGCCCUUCUCGCCUCCCUUGGCUUGACCGGCGCUGCUGUCCCCGUUGGUGGUGUUGUCAACACCCUCGGAAGCGACUUGAAGAAGCGCCAGGUUCUUAACGACCUUUCGCCCGAUGCUGUCGCUCUCCUCGCCUCGCUCGGCCUUACUGGCGCCGCUGUGCCAGUGGGUGGCGUUGUUGAUACCCUCGGAUCCGACUUGAAGAAACGCCAGGUCCUCAAUGACCUUUCCCCUGACGUCGUCACUCUCCUCGCUUCCCUUGGACUCACUGGAGCUGCCGGGCCAGUAGGCGGCGUUGUCGAUACCCUCGGAUCUGACUUGAAGAAGCGUCAGGUGCUCAACGACCUCUCCCCCGACGUCGUAGCCCUUCUUUCUUCCCUUGGUCUUCCUGCUGUUGGCGCCCCCGUCGGCGGUGUCACCAACACCCUCGGAAGCGACUUGAAGAAACGCCAGGUGCUCAACAACCUCUCCCCUGAGGUCGCGACCCUUGUUUCUACCCUUGGUCUCCCGGUCGUUGGAGCCCCUGUCGGAGGUGUCGUCAACUCCCUCGGCUCUGAUCUCAAGAAGCGUCAGGUGCUCAACGAUCUCUCCCCCGAUGUCGUUGCCCUUGUUUCGGCCCUCGGUCUCCCGGCCGUUGGUGCCCCUGUCGGAGGUGUCGUCAACACGCUCGGCUCUGACCUCAAGAAGCGUCAAGUCUUGAACGAUCUCUCCCCUGACGUCGUGGCCCUUGUUUCUUCCCUUGGUCUCCCUACCGUCGGAGCACCUGUUGGAGGUGUUGUGAACUCGCUCGGCUCUGAUCUCAAGAAGCGCCAAGUUGUCAAUGACCUCUCUCCUGAUGUUGUUGCUCUCCUCUCCACCCUCGGCCUUCCCACUGUUGCCGCCCCUGUUGGUGGUGUUCUUGACACCGUCGGCACUGACGUGUAAGCUUUGGGUCCUCGGAGUCCAACAGAAAACACUGAGCUUUAGCGACACUGCGGUCACAUCUUUCUGACACGAAAAGGCGAUAUCAAGUUUCAAUGGGAAGCACAUUUUCUCAUAAGAAUGUAUCUUAGCUGAAAUACCCACACACCACAAAUUUUC
Messenger RNA from Periconia digitata, 1200 nucleotides. The record is from the annotation of a GenBank genome assembly. NCBI's taxonomy places the organism in Eukaryota, Fungi, Ascomycota, Dothideomycetes, Pleosporales, Periconiaceae.